AUGCGUUCCAUGCGAUACAGUGAAAGCGAGAGAGUAGAAUGGAUCCCCGUCGAGGUCCUUGGGCCUGACGUCCAAGACAUUCACACCCUUGCCCAGCUAGCCCGCAUGAGCGGUAAUGCCUAUGCUCUUCCUGGAAAGAAGAACUGGUACGAUCUUGAUGGCCCGUGGAAUACUAGUUUUCCUUUUGGAUGGGAGGAUCCUGCGGACGGGUUUCGGGGCCAUGUUUUUAUAUCUUCCGAUGACUCCACCAUCAUCUUGUCCAUCAAGGGAACUACAGUACAAGGGCCCUCAUCGAAGAAGGAUAAAUUCAAUGACAACCUGCUGUUCUCGUGCUGUUGUGCUCGGGUAGAUGUCUCAUGGGUAUUUCGUACAGUCUGCGACUGCUACGCGAACCACUGGCGAUGUGAUAAUACAUGCCUUUCAGAAGCACUAAUCCAGGACAGCUUAUUCUAUUCCGUUGGCGUCAAUCUUGUAGAAGAUCUACUGAUCCUUUAUCCCAAAGCCAACAUAUGGCUUGUAGGACAUUCACUGGGGGGUGCUUUAGCCAGUCUUUUAGGCUCCACGUUUGGUCUACCGGCUGUUGCCUUUGAAUCUCCCGGUGAACGACUAGCCGCUAAACGCUUACAUCUACCUCUGCCACCACCUCUUAAUGGGUCGGCUUCUCCGGUUCCGAUAACACACGUAUAUCACACCGGUGAUCCCAUUCCUCAGGGAACAUGCACCGGCUUUGGUUCCCCUUGUACUCAGGCUGGCUACGCCCUUGAAACUAGAUGUCAUCUUGGAAAGAGUAUUGUAUUCGAUACUGUGAAUGUACUAGGGUGGAAAGUAGACGUUAGGAAGCAUGUCAUUAAGGACGUCAUCACCAAAGUCCUGGAAGCGGAUGUUAUUGACUGGGAAGACGGGCGGAAUGUUCCUUUGCCUAGAGAGGAAGAAGACUGCGUGGACUGUUUCAAAUGGGAGUUUGGCUACUAUGAGAGUGAUCGGUAA
This is a messenger RNA of Guyanagaster necrorhizus, 987 nucleotides long. RefSeq names its product alpha/beta-hydrolase. The transcript is spliced from 5 exons. The record is from RefSeq and is a predicted model, not a curated record. Gene Ontology annotation, biological process: neutral lipid catabolic process; phosphatidylserine catabolic process; piecemeal microautophagy of the nucleus. The coding region runs from base 1 to 987 and encodes 328 amino acids. Gene Ontology annotation, molecular function: glycerophospholipase activity. Gene Ontology annotation, cellular component: membrane; vacuolar lumen. Lineage: Eukaryota; Fungi; Basidiomycota; Agaricomycetes; Agaricales; Physalacriaceae.